Messenger RNA from Anopheles bellator, 5336 nucleotides. RefSeq names its product actin-binding LIM protein 2 (gene Unc-115a). The record is from RefSeq and is a predicted model, not a curated record. The coding region runs from base 689 to 3154 and encodes 821 amino acids. Gene Ontology annotation, cellular component: actin cytoskeleton. The transcript is spliced from 11 exons. Gene Ontology annotation, molecular function: actin filament binding. Gene Ontology annotation, biological process: cytoskeleton organization; lamellipodium assembly. NCBI's taxonomy places the organism in Eukaryota, Metazoa, Arthropoda, Insecta, Diptera, Culicidae.
CAACCACGCCGCCACUGCGUUGACCCGGCGUGCGUGCGGCCGUCGUUUGGCGUGCGCAAAAGAGGCACGCGAGAGCGGCACGCUCUGUGAUGCUCGUCGUGCUAUAAAUUAGGGUGGUGAAUCGGAUUGUGCUGUGAAUCAGGAGCGUUGGAAAAAGUGCAAAAUCGGAACCAGCGUGAAAUUGGCUAGCAACCCAUGGUAGAAUUCGCAGCCGAUUUUGAAUUGCAAGUGAAACGCAAAUAUCCUUCCGCUUCGCUUUGACGCCCCGGAACCCGGAUCGAUUCGCGAGGGGACGACCCACACACGGUGCCGAAGUCGGAGAACAAGUGAAGAAAGUGCAGAAAGUAGAAAAAGUAGAGUGCGCGGCGUUUCGCGUUUUUUUUCGCGGUGCUGCAUAAAAUUUGACAUCCACAGUAGGCGAGGGAAGAGUAAAGAGAACGGCGAAAUAAUUGUCGCCUCGCAAACUCGAACCCGGCGGGAUCCACUCGAAAUCCAAGCAGCCGCCGAUUUACGGCACACCGAAAAGAGGAGGCGAAAAACUCAACCACAUAUUUGGGGAAAUAUCUCGCACCGAACGGUACCGGGAAAUAACGGAAGUCCAUUCCGCGGAGGAGAGUAGUCGCAAUAAGGAAGACAGAGAGAAAGAGCGAAAGAAAGAAAGAGAGACUGCAGAAGAAAAUCAACCACGAUGGGGAAAAGCAAAAUUCAGUGCAGCAAGUGCCAGAAGAAGUGCUCGGGUGAAGUGCUGCGCGUCUCGGAUCGCUACUUCCACAAGACCUGCUUCCAGUGCACGAAGUGCAACAAAUCCCUCGCGACCGGUGGCUUCUUCUCGAAGGAUGGCCUCUACUACUGUACGUCCGACUACCAGAAGCUGUACGGUACGAAGUGUGCCGCCUGCGGUCAGUACGUGGAGGGCGAGGUCGUGUCCACGAUGGGUAACACAUAUCAUCAGAAGUGCUUCACCUGUAGCAAGUGCAAGCAACCGUUCAAAUCCGGUAGCAAGGUGACCAAUACUGGCAAAGAGGUUCUGUGCGAGGGCUGCGUCAAGAGUCCUCCGGUGAGCGGUGGCGGAAGACCCACGACACCGGCCGCUAGCGGCACGGCUGCCGGUGGUGGUCCCGCGGCAACGGUCUCCCCCAAAAGUCAUAGUCGAGCGAUCGAGCAGAAGCAGGAGCAGCGCACGAUCAAGGAGAUCACUUCGAGCCCUACGAGAGCAGCCACGCUGCAGCACCACCACGAGACGGUCAAGAAGCAGCAACAGAUGCUCCAGAACGGUGGAAAGCAACCGGAUCCGAACGAGUGUGCCGGCUGUCGGCAGCAGCUGAAGGAAGGCCAGGCACUGAUUGCUCUCGAUCGCCAGUGGCACAUCUGGUGCUUCAAGUGUAACGCUUGCGGUACCACACUGAACGGUGAGUACAUGGGCAAGGACGGUGUGCCGUACUGCGAGAAGGACUUCCAGAAGUCGUUCGGUGUCAGGUGUGCCCACUGCAAUCGGUACAUCAGCGGCAAGGUGCUGCAGGCCGGUGACAACCACCACUUUCAUCCGACCUGUGCCCGGUGCACCAAGUGUGGCGAUCCGUUCGGCGACGGCGAAGAGAUGUAUCUGCAGGGUGGUGCCAUCUGGCACCCUAGAUGUGGUCCCGGACCGUCCUCCGACGGUGGUCUUCUGAAUGGGGUCGAGACGAACGGGUUCAACACCGAGACGGAGUUCGAUCGUACCAGCACCAGUGCAAUGAGCGAGAUACAGUUUACGUAUCGCUCGCAAACUCCAAGCGUAGAUGGUUCCGUUUAUAGUCCGUACACGCAUAGAAAGUACCAUCGCACCACGAGUCCGGGAUUAAUCUUAAGAGAAUACAAACACCAAGGCUACGAGGACAUUGCUCGUAUCUACACCUAUAGCUACCUGACGGAGGAGCCGGGCUAUCUGCGCCGCCCGAUUGAACCAUACGAUCGGGCACCGGUCUCGCCGCACUUUCACCGCCCGGUGCAGUACUCGUCGAUGAGCAGCGGCACUCGGUCCGGGGCGGGGUCACGCUCGCACUCGCGCAGCCGCAGCGCAAUGAAGGUGCUGGUCGACAGCAUACGGUCCGAGACGCCCCGCCCGAAGAGCCCGGGCAUGAACAAUGAGGAACCGAUCGAGCUGAGCCACUAUCCGGCCGCCAAGAAGCCGCCACCGGGCGAGAAACCAAAGAUCGAGCGGGAUGACUUCCCGGCGCCGCCCUAUCCGUACACGGAUCCGGAGCGGCGCCGUCGGUACUCCGACUCGUACAAGGGUGUACCUGAGUCUGACGACGAGGUGGACAAAGCCAACAACAAGGAAAACCUAGCCGAUAAGCGCCACCACCGGGAAGAGGAAGAGCUGAGAAAAAUGAAAUCGUCCGGCAUGAGUAAGGUCAUUUUGAAGGAUCUGCAGGAGAAGAAACGGUACGAGCACUGGAAGCAGGAGAAUUUGGACCCACGUAAUGCGUCGCGCACCCCGUCGGCAGCAAAGGAACCGACGUACCGAAUGCGUUACGAUUCGCCGGUCGGAGCGUCUCCGUCGCGUAACCUCGAUCACCAGAAGCCGUUCUGCGAGGACGAGUUCGACCGCUCGACCAGCUACCGUGGCUCGGUUGGGCGCGCCAUCGGUAAUGCUACCAGCUACAAUGCCAUCCAUUCGUACAGGUCACCUCCGAAGCCCGGAUAUGGAUUCAAAACGUCCACACUGCCACCGUCACUUAGAAACGGUUACAGCUCCGAUUUCUCCUUCAGUGGGCUCGGCGAUAAGACCCACAGUACGGAGUUCAGCUGUGGCAAAAGCGACAUUUCAGGCGAAUCCAUAACCGAUGGUGACCGGCGUGCUCUGGGUGCCGAAAUUCCUGUCUCCAGUACGUACUCCGGCGCUCUGUCCUAUCAUUAUCCCCAGCAACCAACGCGCCGCAGCUUGCCCAAUAUGGCCCAUUCGUUGCUAGUGCACGAACCGGCCAAAAUCUAUCCCUAUCAUCUACUGCUAAUAACCAACUACCGGCUGCCGUCGGAUGUCGAUAGAUGUAAUUUAGAGCGUCACCUGUCGGAUGUUGAGUUUGAAGCGAUUCUCCAGUGCGCCCGCCCGGAGUUCUACCGUUUGCCCCAGUGGAAACGUAACGAUCUAAAACGACGUGCUCGGCUGUUUUAAAACUUCAAACACCUUACCGGGAUCGUCGUCACGAUUGCCUACUACUUUUCCGGUUUCGUUCCCUUCUCUUCCCGUACCCAGCCCGUGGAAGGGAUGAGGAGACACACCAAACCCGAAGCCUAUGUUCCAUUUGUUCGUUUAGCAAAAUGUGUUUGUGUUCCGCUACAGCCCGCUCCGUAUGCGAUGUUUCUACCACUUUGACUGUCCUGCUAGGUGUGCUGUAGCUUUCGUUAGAAGCUUAAUUUUAGAUUUUGACCGUUUGAAAAUUUGGGUUCAACACUUUUGGUUUUGUUCAUCGUUUGACGAUCACCUCUCGUUGGUGUGAACAAAAAGGGUGGGCCGAGUGACCGCGCGGGGCACGUAUAGAAAACAAAAUAAGAUUUCUGCUUCACCGGUGCCGCCUUUUUCACGUAGCUCCUGCUACUGUGUGCGCACCUGCCGUGGAGCUGUUAAUGUAACAAACUGCCAUCGAAGAGCAAUCAUCGAAGGCAAUUGCACCUUAGUUAGCUUCUCUUGCUUAUUAAAGAGGCCUAGAAAAUAGAUAAAAUUUUGAACCGCGGGGCGAGACCUUUUUCGAAACAAGCAUUUAUGUGGUGGCUGUAAGAUCUUCUCACUGUGGCUUCGGUAUCUCCCAUUGAGGCAGUGGAUGGGCGCAAGCGCUGGCGGCAACGCACGAAAUCAGAUUUAACUACGAACUCAUCACAUGAAAUUACACGCCAAUUGCAGAGAGCUAGAGAAAAACAAACACUAAAUUCAGCUAGCCUUAAUACGUUUAAUUGUAGAGUUAAAAUAGCCGCAUGGAUUGUUUAGGUACAAAGCGGAACAAGGGCAGUUAAUCGAUUGAACGAUGGGAGAGAAUCCAAUAUAUAAAAUAUUUAUAAUUUCUAUUUAUGAGAUGGGUGGAUGCGAAACAUAACAUCCCUAAACCGUACGCAAUGUCAAACAACAGAUGGAUAAUUAAAAGCAAACUAAGGGAAAGCAUAGCUAACUACAAAAAGAAAUAAAAACGUCGUAAAAAUAAUACUAUAUUACACUGUAAGACAACAGAAUCGAAAUAUCGGAGGGAUAGAGCCCUCCACUUCUGUUCCGAUGCUUUGUGCGAGAUACUAUUCGUUGCUUGUUCGGCGCUUGCAGGCAGCGCGGUCUCUCGGGAUAGGUCUCUUUAAGUAAAUUGUAGCAUAAGAAAGGGUAAAAAUCAAAAAGUCACAACACAAAAGAUCCUUACGGUGUUGUUCUGCUGAUUUGUGAUGGUGACGUUGUGCGGCGCAGAAAGAAUUCAGCUUAGUGCACCAAAAGAGAUACUGUAUCCGUUUACUACCCAUUUACCGUUUCCGUUUACUAGUAGACCUAUAGGCAAUGGUUGACAAAUGAACGGAGAUAAAAAAAACCCGACACGACACAACAUCACAACCCGAAUGUACCAAAGUGCAGCAUGCGCCGCUAGGUGUCAGUGAAAGCCUAGGAACGCCGUGCAGAACCACAAACUUGUGACCAGACGCGUAGGGGUGGUCAGUAUUUAUUCGAACCAAGAUGAGCAAAUAAAACAAAGGGUGACAAAUGUUACCACAAAUAAGAAAGGAGAUCAUAUUUUUUUACAAAAUCCACUAACCGGGCAAAAGAGAUUGGAAAGCGAGACGGACAGCCGGACAGUAUCUUUUGAUUAACACAGGCGCAUCACACGAACCGGUUUGGUGAUUCAAAGGGAUGAUGAACGCGACCCAAAAACUGGUACUGUGCGGUUCCCAAACUGGCUACCCAAACGGAGGUGUGCAACGACGCAAAAGAAAAUUGUUCACAAUUGUUUUGUUAAAAAUCUGCAUCCUGGUGAUUGCAGAAGGAGCAAAGAGCAAGAAGUCAGAAAACAAACGGAUAGAUGAGUGGUACUGUAGUAAACAAUAUGACUAAUCGGUGUGUGCGCGUAGUAGUUGUAAGAAAAUAAAACCAAACGUGCUGCUAAUGUGAAAUGGCUGUCGCAUGCGUCGCUUUGCGUGUCUCGCUGACUACUUUCCUUGACUGCGCACCGGAAGCGUAAAUCGGGCCAGGCUUACUCACACGCAAUACACCGCGAACCGCGCACCAGGGUUGUGCCAAAGGGCACCCCGGGAAUGUAAGCGCAAAGCAAAUGUGAAACGAAUAGAAACACUCAGCAAGCAUCCAGCAAGAGACAAAAAUAGAAUUAUUU